AUGAGUGGCACAUCCAGGGGAACGUCGACCACCUCUGGGUAUACACUGGCCAGAGUUUUGGGCAUCAAAUUUCAGGAGCAUGACGAAGAUGCUCACCAGCACGAAGACCCAUUUGCUGGAGGCGAAUCCAUGUUCUCCAACCUCACUAGCCGCAAUUCUCUCGAUAGGCCCCCUACUGCUUCGGAAUGGCUCCAUGAUCAGCUGCCUUCGCAGGCCGAUGCCGUCGGCUAUCUCAAGUCUCUAUUCCCCUGCAUAUCGUGGCUCCCUCAUUACAACCUCCAGUGGCUAGCCGGCGAUGUUGUGGCUGGUAUCACCGCCGGAGCCGUCCUAGUACCCCAAGGGAUGGCUUAUGCCUCGCUAGCAAACCUUCCGCCUCAAUACGGCUUGUACUCAUCCUUUGUAGGACCCCUCACAUACUGGAUAUUUGGCACUUCCAAAGACAUAUCUCUCGGCCCCGUAGCCGUCUUGUCUACUGUCGUGGGAACUGUAGUGGCUGAUUUGGGCGUGACCAAUGGCGACAUUCCGCCCAACGUGGUUGCUACCGGGUUUUCAAUCAUGGCUGGUAGCCUCGUUCUCGUUUUUGGAACCUUUCGGCUGGGCUGGUUAGUCGAUCUGAUAUCCAUCACCUCGUUGUCUGCUUUCAUGACAGGAUCCGCCAUCACUAUUGGCGCCAGCCAGCUACCGUCCCUGUUCGGCAUCACGAGCUUUUCCAACAGGGACGCAGCAUACAGAGUCAUUGUCAACACGUUAAAGCAUUUGAACGAAGCCAAACUUGAUGCCACCCUUGGUCUCACAGCUCUCUUAUUUCUCUAUCUCAUACGAUACACUCUAACCAAAGCCGCUGAGAGGUGGCCAAACAAUAAGCGCGUCAUCUUCUUCCUCAACACUAUGCGGACAGUAUUCGUUAUUCUGUUAUAUACCAUGGUUAGCUGGGUAAUCAACAAAGGUCGAGAGGAGCCGGUAAUCCGUGUUCUAGGCGUUGUUCCAAAAGGCUUUGAGAGCAUCGGCGUUCCCCCACUGCCCUCGACGAUUGUUUCGAGGCUCUGUUCUCACCUCCCGGCAGCUGUCAUUGUCAUGAUUGUUGAGCAUAUCGCCAUCUCCAAGUCUUUUGGCCGGGUGAACAACUACACCGUUGACCCCUCCCAGGAAAUGGUUGCUAUAGGCAUGGCCAACCUGCUGGGCACAUUGUUCGGCGCCUACUCCUCCACCGGAUCUUUCAGCCGGACAGCCAUCCAAUCCAAAGCCGGCGUCAGGACUCCUGCCUCGGGGCUCGUCAGCGCAUCAGUUGUGCUUCUGGCUACCUACCUCCUAACGGACGCCUUCUAUUACAUCCCCAACGCAGUUCUCGCAGCAGUCAUUAUUCAUGCCGUUGGUGACUUGAUCACACCGCCAAGCACUCUGUACCAGUUUUGGAGAGUCUCCCCCCUCGAAGUCUUCAUCUUCUUCAUAGGCGUAUUCCUCAGCAUCUUUUCGCAGAUUGAAGACGGUCUGUACGCUACUGUGUGUAUAUCGGCCGUCGUCCUAUUAUAUCGCAUCUUGAAGGCGCGUGGACGAUUCCUGGGCCAGGUCAAGGUCCACUCUGUCCUUGGGGAUCAUGUCAUCGGUGACAAUCACAGGCAACUAGUGGGACAUUAUGGCACGUUUGAAGAAAGGUCCGAAAUCGCUGCCAGGAAUAUAUACCUACCACUCGAUCAUGACGAUGGCUCGAACUCGGAGGUAGAGUUGGGUCAUCCGUACCCUGGCAUCUUCAUCUACCGUUUCUCAGAGGGCUUGAACUAUCCAAGUGCCAAUUUUGCCCUGGAGUACUUGACGAACUACGUGUACUCGAACACACGUCGAACAAGCCCAGAGACUUUUGAACGCAGGGGCGACAGGCCUUGGAGCAGUCCAGGUCAACAAAGACCCGGCAAGUUAAGGGAGGAGCCGAGUCACGAACAAAAGCCGACUUUAAAAGCCAUCAUUUUGGAUUUCAGCUCAGUCAACAACGCGGACAUCACUUCUGUUCAGCGCCUUAUCGAUGUGCGGAAUGUGCUGGAUGUCUAUGCAGCCCCUGGCGUUGUGGACUGGCAUUUCGCAUGCAUCAACAACCGAUGGACCAGGAGAGCACUCGCCGCUGGCGGAUUUGGCACCCCUACGAUGCCCCGAGACGGCGUUCCGCACAGGUGGAAGUCCAUCUUUAGCGUUGCAGAAAUUGGCGGGAAAGACUCUGCUGCGGCGGUGGCCGAAGCGAACACUCUCAAGCAAGACCCUUCGGCUAUGGCUCAAAGACCACUAGACGAAGAAACGGUAGAGGCCGUUGCCGUCGUCGAGAGCUGGGAGGAUGAUGAUGAAGGACCGACGCCUGGCAGUCAGGCAAAAGGGCUGGGAAAGUCUCCUCAGCAUGCACAUGGGCGGAAGGGGGCUAUUAUCAGCGGUUUAGCCCAUCCCCUAUUCCAUGUAGACUUGACAAGUGCCGUACAAAGCGCCAUAGCUAACGUAGAAGCCAGGCUGGAGGCGAAGAGCAGCUUGUGA
Molecule: messenger RNA, 2511 nt
Organism: Trichoderma citrinoviride
Lineage: Eukaryota; Fungi; Ascomycota; Sordariomycetes; Hypocreales; Hypocreaceae
Product: sulfate permease
Exons: 2
Coding region: 1-2511 (836 amino acids)
Biological process (GO): transmembrane transport
Cellular component (GO): membrane
Molecular function (GO): secondary active sulfate transmembrane transporter activity
Source: RefSeq, a predicted model, not a curated record